UCGAGGAGACCAUGGCGAUACCCAGGACGUUCUGACGGGCUAUCAGAAAAAUAGCCCUCGAAAAACGGAUCAACGCCCCAUAUAAACGACACUAGACUUGGACACUGUGAGACAUAAAAAUGGGGUCCCGUAUCAAGGACAACCCUGAGGCCACUUUCGAGGUGUACCUGGAGGUGACCCAUCCUGGAACCACUGGCUCUGAUCCGGAGGUGCGGAGGCGAUUCCCCGAGGACUACAUCGACCAGGAAACUCUUCAGACAGUCCCCAAGUUCUGCUUCCCCUUCAGUGUGGACAGUCUGUCGGUGAGCCAAGUGGGCCAGAACUUCACCUUUGUUCUGACGGACAUCGAGAGCAAGCAGCGCUUUGGCUUCUGCCGCCUCUCCUCGGGGGCCCACAGCUGCUACUGCAUCCUCAGCUAUCUGCCCUGGUUUGAGGUAUUCUACAAGCUGCUCAAUAUCCUCGCUGACUACACAAUCAAAGGCCAGGAGAGUCAGUGGCGAGAGCUGCUGGAGUCACUCCAUACACUCCCCAUCCCUGAUCCUGGAGUGCCAGUCCAUCUUAGCGUGCAUUCCUACUUUACUGUGCCUGACACAAGGGAAUUACCCAGCAUACCUGAAAACAGAAACCUAACAGAGUAUUUUGUAGCCGUAGAUGUCAAUAACAUGCUCCAUCUGUACGCUAGUAUGCUUUAUGAGCGUCGAAUCCUCAUCUGCUGUAGCAAACUAAGCACCUUAACGGCUUGUGUUCACGGGUCGGCGGCCAUGAUGUACCCAAUGUAUUGGCAACACGUUUACAUUCCUGUCCUGCCUCAGCACCUCAUAGACUACUGCUGUGCGCCCAUGCCCUACCUCAUUGGAGUACAUUCCAGCCUAAUGGAGAAGGUGAGGGGGAUGGCCCUGGAUGACGUAGUGGUCCUCAACGUAGACACCAACACCCUAGAAACACCCUUUGAUGACCUCCAAAGCCUGCCCAACGACGUGGUGUCAUCCUUAAAGAAUCGCCUGAAGAAGGUUUCCACGACGACAGGAGAUGGCGUGGCCCGAGCUUUCCUCAAGACACAGGCCGCUCUCUUCGGCUGCUACAGGAACGCGCUGCAGAUCCAACCGGGAGAGCCAAUAACGUUCAGUGAGGAGGUCUUUGUGACCCACCGCUCCAGUGCCAUGAGACAGUUCCUACAGAACGCCAUCCAGCUGCAGCUCUUCAAACAGUUCAUUGAUGGCCGCUUGGACCUGCUGAACGCUGGUGAGGGCUUCAGUGAUGUUUUCGAGGAUGAGAUCAACAUGGGAGAGUAUGCAGGCAGCGACAAAAACUACCACCAGUGGCUAUUCACAGUAAAGAAAGGGGGCGGUGCUAUCUUUAACACAGUGAGGACCAAGGCUAACCCGGCCAUGAAAACUGUCUAUAAGUUUGCUAAAGAUCAUGCCAGGAUGGGGAUAAAGGAAGUCAAGAGCCGACUAAAACAAAAGGAGCUGGCAGAGAAUGGCUACUCCUCGACAGUGGGCACUGGUGGCACAGGAACGGGCACCGGGGAGGAGGGCACCACUGCCGGGUCGCCCACCUCCACAGACGGAAAGGACAGCAGCGCCCGAACCUGGGACGAACGGCGUCCUAUCACUGUGCACUUUGGACAGCCCCUCCGAGAGCCUCCCCCUCGGCCCCCUCCUCCCAGGCUCCAAUGCGGCAACGCGCGGCCCGCCCGUCCACCUAGGCCUCAGGUGGCCAAGAGACCUCGCAGCAACGUGGGCCUGGAGAGUAGCCCUGAACAUGGUGGCCGUCCCACACGUCACUACACAGUCUUUCUGUCCGAGGACUCAUCAGGCGACGAGCUGCAGCACGAAGACCACUCCAUUGCCAGCUUCCCCGAGAACUUUCUCUUCUCUGCCCCCUUCGAAUGGUCACCCCUGCCGCCUCCUUACCGCUCCCUGAAAGAGGCGGAGGAGGGGGAGGAGCCCAUCAGCGGCCCCUCCUACACAGCCCCGCCCAGCCCAGUGAUGGAGAAGUUUGCUGAUAUCAACCUGCUGGGGAACAUGUUCAGCUGCUUGGACGAGCCUGAGGGACAGCAACUCAGCCUGGCCAAGAGCCUGGAGGACCUCCGCACACCCAAAGACCCCCAGGAGCAGCAGAAAUUAAUCUACCAGCGGAUGGACCUGAGUGGCACCCUUCCAGGCCUCAAGCACUCCAACCCCUACAACAAGAUGUGGAGCAUGCAUGGGCAGGAUGAUAUGGCCAUGUCCGGCCGGGUGUCUCCGAAUUGGGACCGACCCCUGUCCGUCCCCCCCCCUGACCUGGAAGAGCUGCGGCCCCCUAGCCGAGAGAGCUUCGGUCCCGGGGUCCUCGAGCGGCCGGAUCUCUUCACCACCCCCAGCCAAGGGGAGUGCAUCACCAUCCCCCGCCCCCAGGGGAGGAAAACCCCAGAGCCAGGUAAGGUCUUGGGUCCGCCACCAGUGCCCCAGCCCCGGACCAAGCCGGGGGUAGUGGGGGAUGGUGGGACCACUACAGCAGGGGGGCAGGAGUUCCGGCAGGCCCUUGGGAUGGGGGGCGACCUGAUGCUGCAGCCCACCAAGAUGGACUUCAAUGACGGGGAGGAUGUGGACCUGCUCAGCCUCCUGGACCCCCUGAACAACCCGGCCCAGACCACCACCACCCCAGCCUUGGCAGGGGAAGGAGCAGACUCACGGUCCUGUGCCGAACCUCCAACCUCCAGGCCUGUUCUCCCGCCACGUCCCUACCCUCAGAGCCUGCCCCCCUUCCACCAACACAUGCCCCUGAACCCCUUCACCCCGCCCCUCGGCUACUCCACCCACAGACACUACUCGCCCACCGUAGCGGGGAAUCCCUUCGGCGGCCAUGCCUACGGGCCUCCCACCUCCACCUAUUUCCAUGCCUCCCCCCAUGGUCACCCUCCUCACCCUCUUUCUACAAUGCUGGGGCUCUACAGACUGUCCUCCCCCGUGGGGUCUACCCUCCCUCCUGGUAUGGGAUCCAUGCGGUCUGCCUUCCCCAAUCAUGGCGGUCCUCCCCCCACCUCAGGCAGCCACCAUGCUCUCUCUAACCUGUUGGACUCCCCCUCGGUCCCCACCCCUAGCCUCGCCACUAGGGUACUGCCAAAGCCUCCCAACACUGCAGAGGACUCCAACGAGACUCAGGAUCCCUUUGGGGACCUACUGGCCAUGGCUAAGCCGGCCGCUGCACCACCUAAAAAGAAGGUGGAGGGCCUUCGGGGGAAGUGGGAGACUUUUGACUAACCCCCCUUUCCUUACUUUCCACGUGUGGGCGUUAUCUUAUUCACCUCUUCCCUGCACCAGCUUAUGCUGCUGACCAAUGAGUAACAGAGUCUGUGUGUCAGGCGACCAAUCAAGAGGCUGGGUUCCAAGCUGUCCCCUCUCCCCCGUCUCCCCCUCUGCUAAAUGUCGGGGUUCACACCUCACUCUUUCUCUCUCUCCCCCUCAUCUCUCCGUCUCUCUCUGUCUCUGUUUCUCUCUCUCUCUGUCUCUCUCUGUCUCUGUUUCUCUCUCUCCCCGUCUCUCUCUAUGUCUCUCUCUGUUUCUCUCUCUCCUCUCUCUCUGUCUCUCUCUGUCUCUCCCUUUCUAUGUUUCUCUCUCUCUCUAUCCGUCUCUGUCUCUCUCUCUCUCUCCGUCUCUCUCUGUCUCUCCCUCUCUCUCUAUGUCUCCCUCUCUUUGUCUCUCUCUCUCUCCCCCUCUCUCUGUCUCUGUUUCUCUCUCUCCGUCUCUCUCUCUUUCUCCCUCUCUCUCUGUCUCCCUCUCUCUCUGUCUCUCUCUCCCCCUCCUCUCUCCCUCUCUCUGGUUCUAUGUUUCUCUCUCUCCCUCUCUCUGGUUCUAUGUUUCUCUCUCUCCCUCCUCUCUCUCCUCUCUCUAUGUCUCUCUCUCCCCUCUCUCUCCUCUCUCCUCUCUCUCGUCCUUCAGUCUGGAAUGGGACUGUCAACCCGGCCUUGCUUCUUUCAGUACGCUGUAUAUGCCAACCAUGCACAGCCCAUGCUAGCACGCUCUUGCACAGUAUCCCUUGGUGUUAGCUGUGUGUGUUCAAUGCCUUCACUUAGACGUUAGCUUAGCUCAAACUGGAAGGCGUGUGGCCUCUAAAACACAUCUUGACUCUAUCCUGGGACCCGGCACCAAAAGGCCAUCAUGUCUGAGAAACUGUCAGAGCCGUGUCUGUUGCUACGAUGGUAAUGCUAAUCAUUAGAGUAGCUAGUAGUUUGUGGAUUUCCCAGCUUAGCGGUGUUCUAGUCCGAUCUGUGGCACAUCACUAACAUGCAGUCCGUCCACCCUCAAUGUGUUCAGCGGCGUCAUGUUUGUAGAGGAAACUCUCGAAUGAUACAUGAUUUUGUUUGCCUGGACUAACUAAUGGACCGUUGUCAUUGACUGAAGCAAAUCCACCAGAACAUUUUGACUGAACGGGGUUGUUUGUGGACCUUGGUUUACGUUAUGCCGGUUACAGCAAUCUUUCAGGUGAAACUUUUGCUAAUUCAUUUGUCAAACUUUAAGAUGCCAUGAUUGUAAAUUCCUAUGUAGUAGGAGAGGACUAUAGAACAACCAUGUUGCACCAAUCAUGUUUGCUAUUUAAACUCAUCCCAUGUAUUCCCUAACCCUUUGUUGAUUUUGGCCUUAUUCUAAGUGUUAUCAUGUUUUCUGUGUCUGAGGACAGUGAUCAUCUACUACUGAGUCACUGGCUGCUUGCUCAGUGUGCUGCUACUAUGUGUGCAAGAGUGUAAAGUAUGUACUGACAAAAUGGCUACCGUUGUCAGUUGCGAUUGCAACGGAUUGCCAGUGCGCUUCCGUUUGGAUCCGAAAUGACUCAAAUCAGGACCUAGACCAAGAACUAAGAUGACACUAGUCUGUGACACUAUAGGACGUUUGUCCCGACAACUGCUACAAAUAAACCCCCACCGCCUUGUGGGUAAUCACAUUCAUGGAGUCAUGUUGGGGCUAACAUUUGGGAGAACUCCUACAUGCUAAUGCUAAAGGCUAACAGUGUGGUGGAAGAUACAGUAAGGCUGUGGAGCAAAAUCAUGUCAAAUGAUGUCUGUGGAAAAUUUAAUUGGAACACAUCUUGGUCCUUGCUUUGUAUGUAGAGGGAACAAAAUAGAAUGUACAGUGUAUGAUUGAUUAAAGAGAUAUCAAGUACUGUGUCGGCUAAUACUAGAAACAUUAAGUCAAGUUUCAUCUUUUGGAACUCCUCCUCAGAGUUAGCGCUUUUCUCCUCUCUGGUCACAACAGCAUAUGGAGAACGGGACUAAUGAGUUAGCAAGAACUUCAGUGACAUUUAAGUCUUUCUUAGUCCAUCCUGAAAUGGUUUGCAAAAUAUUUCCCCCAGUUUUAGACGAUGAUUCACCUAUACUACAAUAUGCAUUUAUAAUAUGGAACUUUUUAAUUGAUUUUGUCAAAAAGGUUUGCAAAAUAAAGCCAAAAUACAGACUUUUCUCUGAA
Molecule: messenger RNA, 5444 nt
Organism: Oncorhynchus masou masou (cherry salmon)
Lineage: Eukaryota; Metazoa; Chordata; Actinopteri; Salmoniformes; Salmonidae
Gene: dennd1a
Product: DENN/MADD domain containing 1A
Exons: 24
Coding region: 120-3245 (1041 amino acids)
Biological process (GO): endocytic recycling; endocytosis
Cellular component (GO): cytosol; clathrin-coated vesicle
Molecular function (GO): phosphatidylinositol phosphate binding; guanyl-nucleotide exchange factor activity
Source: RefSeq, a predicted model, not a curated record